This is a messenger RNA of Aplosporella prunicola CBS 121167, 638 nucleotides long. RefSeq lists its product as uncharacterized. The record is from RefSeq and is a predicted model, not a curated record. NCBI's taxonomy places the organism in Eukaryota, Fungi, Ascomycota, Dothideomycetes, Botryosphaeriales, Aplosporellaceae. The transcript has a single exon. Bases 285 to 635 code for a protein of 116 amino acids.
GGGGGAGGCUGGCUGGCUGGCUAGCUAGCUAGCUGUUGAGCACCUAGGUGAAUAAUGGGUGAGUGGGUGAAUGAGGGGGUAAUUAUUUGACGGUUAACUAUGUAGGUGCUAUCGACGGCAGGAUUCGAGCCAAUCUACAUAAAUACAAUAGGAUGAGGGUUUUCUGUGCCUCAAUUUAUCGGCGGAGCGGAGGCGCGACGUGCUCCGUUGAGGUGGGCGACGAAGGUAGUAUGUAGAGGCGAGCGAAGGGGCAAUGGAAAUGAAGCAUUGGCAUUGGCACUGGCAUGCCCGUCACCAAAAAGAAAGCAUGCAAGCAAACAAGCAAGCACUGUACACGCUCUGCUCUCUCACUCCCACACACACAGUCCACUCACUCCUCACAACUCACUGCCCUCAACGCAAUGCCCGUCUCCCAACCCCUAACCCUUCCAAAAGAAAAAAAGCUUUGCCUAGCCAUGCCAGAAUGCCCAAGCCCACAACCCAAAACCCACCGUCCCUCGCACCCAAACACCCAGGGCACUCAGGGCGCGCACAACUCACACUUCACACCAUCACACCCUCACCCCAAAACCCACAAAGAUCUCGGGCCUGAGAGGAUUCGCCGGCCUAUGCCGAGAUCGCGGCUAGUUGGCUAGUUU